GCAAUAGUUAAUAUUAGUACUACUACCACUACUACUAUUACUACCACUACUACUACUACUACUACUACUACUACCAUUACUAACACUACUACUACUACUACUACUACUACUACUACUACCACUACCACCAACACUACUACUAGUACUACCACUACUACCACUACUAACACUACUACUACUACUACUACUACCAUCAACACUACUACUAGUACUAAUGAUAAUAAUAUUAAUAAACAUUAA
Messenger RNA from Schistosoma guineensis, 240 nucleotides. Lineage: Eukaryota; Metazoa; Platyhelminthes; Trematoda; Strigeidida; Schistosomatidae. The record is from the annotation of a GenBank genome assembly.